Messenger RNA from Eurytemora carolleeae, 1111 nucleotides. Its product is annotated as trichohyalin. The transcript is spliced from 9 exons. The coding region runs from base 247 to 1026 and encodes 259 amino acids. The record is from RefSeq and is a predicted model, not a curated record. Lineage: Eukaryota; Metazoa; Arthropoda; Copepoda; Calanoida; Temoridae.
CCUCAAUGCUUUUUCCAUGAGAAUUAAAAUGUUCUUUAUUUACUAGACUGAAGCUGUUAAUCCGUAAUAAAGUUCAGACCCUUUUCCUGUGUAUUUAUUCAACAUGAGGAGGAUAGAGCAACGGAGUGCUUACGGUUCGAUUCAAAGGACUUCAACUCGAGCUAUGAUGGAAUGUGAACAUGAACCUGAACCUGAAUCCUAAACUGGGUCUGCACAACCUAAACAGGAACCCUGCAUCUGAACAGGAUGCUUCUCUCCUGCUGUUUCAAGGAGCAGAGAUCAAGGAAAGGAAGCAAGAAGUAUGAUGAGGGAAGCAGGAAGAAUGAUAACGAAAGCAGGAAGAACAAGGAUGAUGAAGAGUGGGGAAUACGUCCACAGGAUGGGGGUCAUCAGUUUAAAAGAGAAAAAACUGGACGUGGUUCCCCUUUAUAUACUGUACACAGCGCCACUCUGCGUUCAGCUUCUCAACUAGAACUUAAGCUGACCCAGGAGAAGCAUCCCCCAUCUAAAGAGACUAAACGACUGCUGAAGCAGCGCAGUCAGGAGAGCAUCAAACAAGAGCUGCUCCACUCCAAGGAGAAGGAGUCAGGUCGAGUUGAGGAACAGCACCUUAGAAAGGAGAAGGAGGACAAUGGAGAAUGGAGUGUACUAAGGACGAACUUCCCUUACAUAGACCAGAGUCCCCUGGAUCAGGGACUAGGAGGGUUCAGGGUACCUGGAGCUGAUCAAACCAACUCUAUAUCUACACUAGGGACCAGAACUGAAACCUACGAGGAUGAGGAGAAAAGAAAAGAUUCAGUUUCAACAAUUCAAUCAGUUUCCUGUCGUAACAGUUUCCUCGGUCCACCCCCAUCCGAUGAGCGAGGAAAGAAAACUAAAAAAGGUUUAUCCAGCAAUGCAUACUCUGUUCCGAACUUGAAUCCCCCCGCAACCUCCCCUUCCACUCUACACCCAUGUCCCUCUCCUCCUCCAUCCACCUCAACUCCACCCCCGUCAUAUCCAACAGAGGUCCAAACGAAGAUGUGAGCUACACCCACUCCCGGUCCAGUUCCCGCCAUAAUUCAGUACAGUACGAGCCAUAUUCCCGCCAUAAUUCGGUACAGUCUGAUAG